Molecule: messenger RNA, 3486 nt
Organism: Brassica rapa (field mustard)
Lineage: Eukaryota; Viridiplantae; Streptophyta; Magnoliopsida; Brassicales; Brassicaceae
Product: 9-cis-epoxycarotenoid dioxygenase NCED3, chloroplastic
Biological process (GO): carotene catabolic process
Cellular component (GO): chloroplast stroma
Molecular function (GO): carotenoid dioxygenase activity
Source: RefSeq, a predicted model, not a curated record
AGGAGUGGUCGAACAUCUAAUAUAGAUCUCGUCAACUAAAGUGCAAGUGAAAAAAUAACACUAUGACUUCAGACAAUUCAAAUUUAAUAUCUUAGAGACCAAGUCAUAUGAUGUAACACAUCUACUUUUAAUAAAUUGCGUGCGUAAAGUAUUAGUGUUCAAAUAACUAUUUUGUUCAUUUCUGUAAGUUGUGAUUUUUAGGUAACUGGUUUAAAGGGUAAUUAGACGAUUGAAUGAACUACUAAAGUAGUGGUCCUAGUGGACGAUGUUGUUGUUGUCUUCGGAGUAAAUAUAGAACGACGACACGCAAGGAAUUGUCAUGUGUGUUGUGUUUGCUAAUUUUAUUUUCGGUUUUCAGAAGUUUCAAACUUUUCAAGCUACAAAAUGAUAUCGGAGGUUGAAUUUAAAUGAGAUCAUGUAAUGUUUCUUUGCUUAUGACCCUACAAUUAAGAGCGGUCGGAGAAUUAGAUUAUAUAACGUGGAUCAAUGGUAUGGACACAAACACUUGAGCGAAGCCAAAUAAUACUCAGAUACUUGUAUUACUCGUCUUAAUUUUAACACCAGUAGAACGUAUCAUACAUAGGAUCAUAGGAGUAUAAUGCAGUUCAAAGAUAUUUCCAUGUGGAGAUGAAUAGGCCAAGUUGGAGUCUCAAACAAACAAACAAGAACCUAUUGAAUCAAGUUGGUGAUUGUAAUUAAUUGAAACAUCGUUUUGCCAAUAAAUGCAUAUAAAUAUUUUGUUAGUUAUAUAAACAUUUCCCUUUUAUUUAUUGAUUUCUGACGACGAAUUUAAGACUUACUUUAGAAUUUGUUUGCACCACUGCACACCAAUCUUUGGUGAGUAAACUUAUGCCUUACAAUGCUUCGAACAAGCAAUCUCACAGGUUUCUCUUUCACAGCCGACGUAUCUUCAAGUUGCCACGGUCAGGUAGCUUUUAUUAACAGGCAUAGAAACCGAAGAAGCCACAGACAAAGGGAGUUAGAGAGUGAAGUGUGAAAGGACUCAACUUUGAACAUUAACACAUUGCCCUGUUUCUGUGUUUGUUCACUUUUUCUCUUACACACACUCUCACUCCAUUCCUUCUCUCUCUGUCAAUAAUUCAACACGUGGCCACUCAUCUGGGACCCACCAUUCACCUCCCGGUUUAUAUAAACCCUGAACACUUCAUCCCUCUCAAACCAUCUCUCUCUUCUCUCUUCUCUCUUCUCCACUUCAACAAGAAAAGCAAAAAAAAAACAUCAAACUUCACUUGAAAGCACCAAUACUGACUAAUCAUAUUUAAAAUGACUUCUUUCACGGCGACUACGGCGGUUUCUCGGAGAUUGGUCGGUGGUAAUCAUACUAAACCACCAUUAUCGUCUUCUCAAAGCUCCGCCUUGAGUUAUUCUUGCUCCGUACCCAUGACAAAUCGUUCCCAACGAAAGCUCAAUGUUUCUUCUGCGCUUCACACUCAUCCUGCUCUCCAUUUCCCCAAGCAAUCCUCCACCUCUCCCGCCAUUAUUGUCAACCCAAAAACCAAAGAAUCUGACACCAAACAGAUGAACUUGUUCCAGAGAGCGGCGGCGGCGGCGCUGGACGCGGCGGAGGGUUUCCUCGUGAGCCACGAGCGACAGCAUCCCCUCCCCAAAACCGCCGAUCCUAGCGUUCAAAUCGCCGGAAACUUCGCUCCGGUGAACGAACAGCCUCUCCGGCGUAACCUCCCGGUGGUCGGAAAAAUACCGGAUUCCAUCAAAGGAGUGUACGUGCGCAACGGAGCCAACCCGCUUCACGAGCCGGUGACAGGUCACCACUUCUUCGACGGAGACGGGAUGGUUCACGCCGUGAAAUUCGAAGACGGUUCAGCUAGCUACGCUUGCCGGUUUACUCAGACCAACCGGUUUAUCCAGGAACGUCAACUGGGUCGACCGGUUUUCCCCAAGGCCAUCGGCGAGCUUCACGGCCACACCGGUAUUGCUCGACUCAUGCUAUUCUACGCCAGAGCCGCAGCCGGUUUAGUCGACCCGGCUCACGGAACCGGAGUAGCUAACGCCGGUUUAGUCUAUUUCAAUAACCGGUUAUUAGCCAUGUCGGAAGACGAUUUGCCAUACCAAGUCCGGAUCACUCCAGGUGGAGACUUGAAAACCGUUGGCCGUUACGAUUUCGACGGGCAGUUAGAAUCCACAAUGAUCGCCCACCCGAAAGUCGACCCGGAAUCCGGCGAGCUAUUCGCUCUAAGCUACGACGUCGUUUCAAAGCCUUACUUAAAAUACUUCCGCUUCUCACCGGACGGAGAAAAAUCGCCGGACGUCGAGAUCCAGCUCGAUCAGCCGACGAUGAUGCACGACUUCGCGAUAACAGAGAACUUCGUCGUUAUACCGGACCAGCAAGUCGUCUUCAAGCUCCAGGAGAUGAUCCGCGGCGGCUCUCCGGUGAUCUACGACAAGGAGAAGGUCGCGAGAUUCGGAAUUUUAGACAAAUACGCGGCGGACUCGUCGGGAAUCAGGUGGAUCGAAGCUCCGGACUGCUUCUGCUUCCACCUCUGGAACGCGUGGGAGGAGCCGGAAACAGAGGAGGUCGUCGUGAUCGGGUCGUGCAUGACUCCGCCGGACUCAAUUUUCAACGAGUCCGACGAGAAUCUCAAGAGCGUCCUCUGCGAGAUUCGGCUCAACCUCAGAACCGGAGAGUCCACUCGCCGUCCGAUCAUCUCCGACGGAGAUCAACAAGUCAACCUCGAAGCAGGGAUGGUGAACCGGAACAUGCUCGGCCGUAAGACAAAGUUCGCUUACCUCGCUUUAGCCGAGCCGUGGCCUAAAGUCUCCGGUUUUGCGAAAGUCGAUCUCGCCACCGGAGAAGUCAAGAAGCAUCUCUACGGCGAUGACCGUUACGGUGGAGAGCCUCUGUUUCUCCCCGGAGAGGGAGCAGAAGACGAUGGGCACAUCCUCUGUUUUGUUCACGACGAGAUGACGUGGACGUCAGAGUUACAGAUAGUUAACGCCGUUAGCUUGGAGGUUGAAGCGACGGUUAAACUUCCGUCAAGGGUUCCGUACGGGUUUCACGGCACAUUUAUUGGAGCCAGUGACUUGGCGAAUCAGGUGUAAAUAUACACAAGAAUAUACACAUAGUACGUGAGAUGGUUAAGAAGCUUCUAGAAGAUUAAGAGAGAGGGAUUUACCAGUGGGAUGCUUUGCAUAUACGUCCCCGGAAUCUUCUCCUCUUGUGUGUUUUUUUUUGGUUUUGCUCUGUUUUUUUUUUUACUUUUGGGGUGCGGUUUCUAGUUCCCUUUUUUAUGGGGGUCAAUCUAGAAAUCUGAAAGAUUUUGAGUGACCAGUUUGUAGCUUUUGGGCUGUAGGGUUAGCCUAGCCGUUCGAGCUCAGCUGGUUUCUGUUAUUCUUUCACUUGUUGUUGUUCAUAGUGAGAAGUGUAUAUUUAUUAAACACAAAACUUUGUUUAUAUGUGUACUGUUUCUAGCAAAGAUUAAGCAGCAUUGUAGUCGAUUUUAAAUACCA